GAAAGUGCAGCUAAUUUAACGAUUUCGUCACCCGUCAUUGGGUGGGUGCGGUGAGUUUUCCCUCAAGCGCAGCCACCUGCUCACGUAGAGGAAAUUAUCAACCACAAUUCGGUUUUUUUUUUUUCGGUGAGCGUAGAGCCGUAUCUCAACAAUGGUCAACACGCGAGUAUAAAACCACCGAGCGCGGGACAGUUUGACAUCAGUACUCGACUAGCGCUCGGUAGACACAGUUGCAGCUAAAGCACAAAACCAACCAACCAACAAAAUGAUCAAGAUUGCUCUGAUUCUCGCCAUGGCAGUUGCCGUGUUUGGAUAUGGUCAUGAACAUCACGAUUACCAUUCGCAUCCCAGCUACAAGUUCGAGUACGGAGUGAAGGACCCGCACACCGGCGAUCACAAGAGCCAGUGGGAACAUCGGGAUGGAGAUGUUGUCAAGGGAGCCUACACUCUGCACGAGGCCGAUGGAACUGAGCGAGUGGUCGAGUACUCGUCCGAUAAGCACAACGGAUUCCAGGCUCAUGUGAAGCGUGUGGGUCAUGCCCAUCACCCUGAAGUCUACGGACACCAUGAGGGAGGUCACUCGUACGGUGGACACGGACAUGGACAUGCCAGUAGCUACGCCAAGCUUAACCAACAUCAUCUCGUUGUAUUCACUGUUGCCUGUCUGGCUGUGGCUGCGUCCGCCCAAUACUGGGGAGGAGCUGGCUAUGGCUAUGGGGCUGAACAUCAUGGUCAUCACGACUAUUAUUCGCAUCCCAGCUACAAGUUCGAGUAUGGAGUGAAGGACCCGCACACCGGCGAUCACAAGAGCCAGUGGGAGCAUCGGGAUGGAGAUGUCGUCAAGGGAGCGUACACUCUGCAUGAGGCCGAUGGAACUGAGCGAGUGGUCGAGUACUCGUCCGACAAGCACAACGGAUUCCAGGCUCAUGUGAAGCGUGUGGGUCAUGCCUUUCAUCCGGCGGUCUAUGGACACCAUGGAGGAUACUACGGAGGACACGGUCACGGUGCAGGAUACUAUGGAGGACACGGCCAUGGUGCAGGAUACAGCUACAGCAAGCUGGAUCAGCAUUUCUAA
Messenger RNA from Anopheles stephensi (Asian malaria mosquito), 1075 nucleotides. Its product is annotated as histidine-rich glycoprotein-like. Lineage: Eukaryota; Metazoa; Arthropoda; Insecta; Diptera; Culicidae. The record is from RefSeq and is a predicted model, not a curated record. The transcript is spliced from 3 exons. Bases 266 to 1075 code for a protein of 269 amino acids. Gene Ontology annotation, cellular component: extracellular matrix.